Drosophila arizonae is the source of this 587-nucleotide messenger RNA. RefSeq names its product transcription elongation factor 1 homolog. Lineage: Eukaryota; Metazoa; Arthropoda; Insecta; Diptera; Drosophilidae. Gene Ontology annotation, biological process: transcription elongation by RNA polymerase II. The record is from RefSeq and is a predicted model, not a curated record. Gene Ontology annotation, cellular component: transcription elongation factor complex. Gene Ontology annotation, molecular function: RNA polymerase II complex binding.
CCAUGUUGAGCGUUACCAAAUUAUUUAUUCUAUUGCUGAGCGUUAAGCAUUGUACAACGAUUGCGUCUCCAAGCUUGAAAAUCAGUUUUUCUCAGUUCUCUAAGUUGAUAGCAAAAAAUAAAAUAUGGGACGCCGCAAGUCGAAACGUAAGCCACCGCCGAGACGUAAGCUUAUCCAAAACCUGGAAAGACAAUUCAAUUGUCCCUUUUGUAAUCACGAGCGAUCCUGUGAUGUGAUUAUGGACAAAUUGCGUAAAAUCGGUCGCAUUGUCUGUCGCGUCUGCCAGGAAGCCUUUCAGAGCCAAAUCAUGGCUCUAUCGGAGCCCAUAGAUGUCUACAAUGAUUGGAUUGAUGCCUGUGAAGAAACUAAUUAGCUAUAAUAACUCCUACUAAACAUAUACAUACAGCAGUCAUAUUAUUCUUUGUAAAGGUGAAAAUUUGUAUUCUUUUUGAUUUGUUCACUCGAAAGUAUGCAAUAUCUUCUGUUGUUGCUCCUGAAUUAGCAGAUAAGCCUGAAGCUAUACUUUGAAACACAGUUUUAUACACUGCUCUAAUAUGAUAGUAAGCCAAAAAUAAUUAAAUAUAAAC